AGAAAAAAACACCUCAACCAUUUGUCAUUCACUCUGACGCAUGUGACUAUGCAUAAUAGGUAUGAUAUUAAGGUGGUUGGGGAACAAGAACCCACUGGUUCUCGUAUCUUCUUUGAGGAGAAGGGCCGUCGCAUAUCACCAUGGCAUGAUAUUCCUCUGUACGCCAAUGAAGCAAAUGGCCUAUUAAAUAUGGUCGUUGAAAUUCCCAAAGGAACAAAUGCGAAGCUGGAGAUUUCCAAAGAGGAAGACUACAACCCCAUCAAACAAGAUACCAACCACGGUGGUCUAAGAUACCUUGCAGAUAUACCGCCCUUCAAAGGAUAUCCCUGCAACUAUGGAGCAUUUCCCCAGACUUACGAAAGUCCCGACAUACUCGACGGUAAAACCGGUGUACAAGGAGAUGACGACCCUCUGGAUGUCUGUGAGAUUGGGAACGAACCCGCUUACCCCGGUGAAGUCAAGACGGUGAAGGUCCUUGGAGCUAUAGCCAUCUUGGACCAAGGGCAAACAGACUGGAAGAUAAUUGCCGUUGAUAUCAACGAUUCCCUCUCAAGCAAGCUUACCGAUAUAUCGGACGUAGAGGUUCAUCUACCAGAGUUCUUGGGAAAGCUCAAAGACUGGUAUUGCUUGUAUAAGAUCCCUGAGGGAAAGCCUCCAAACGAAGUAGCUCUAUGUGGGCAGCUUCAAGAUCGAAGAUCCGCUCUUGAACUCAUAAGCCACUUUCACGGCACAUGGAAAUCAAUGGAGAAGAAGGCUGGUAGUCAAUAACGAUGGAAAUACGACUUCUAUCUACUCACCGCUAUUUCUUCGCUCGAACUUCGUACCUUAACUUAUUCUUCUAAUUUGGGUAUGGACAAGCUUAAUGGCCCCAGUAGCUACCUACAAGCAUAUGACCUUUAGCUCACGAGUAUGUGAAAGUUGAAAUCAUUUUCAGUGUUGGACGUGGAAAAUAAUGG
Messenger RNA from Paecilomyces variotii, 956 nucleotides. RefSeq names its product inorganic pyrophosphatase. The record is from RefSeq and is a predicted model, not a curated record. Bases 49 to 768 code for a protein of 239 amino acids. The transcript is spliced from 4 exons. Gene Ontology annotation, molecular function: inorganic diphosphate phosphatase activity; magnesium ion binding. NCBI's taxonomy places the organism in Eukaryota, Fungi, Ascomycota, Eurotiomycetes, Eurotiales, Thermoascaceae. Gene Ontology annotation, cellular component: cytoplasm; nucleus. Gene Ontology annotation, biological process: phosphate-containing compound metabolic process.